This is a messenger RNA of Mesorhabditis spiculigera, 1137 nucleotides long. The record is from the annotation of a GenBank genome assembly. NCBI's taxonomy places the organism in Eukaryota, Metazoa, Nematoda, Chromadorea, Rhabditida, Rhabditidae.
AUGAAUCAGCUGGCGAUGCUGCUGUUAGCAGUACUUUCUGUCGCGGCAGCCCAAAACACGUAUGGCUACCGCCCGAAUACGGCCACGCCUCCCACCGCCCAGGCUUAUACAGGCGCCCCGUUCGUCUACCGUACCACCAUGAACCCGACGCUGGACGCCGAGAAGGCGGCUGGCAUCGUGCCGGCCUCCAAAAACGCGUCCCGCGCGUCUCGAGCCAUUAGUACGCCGAUGCACCAGUACGCCACGUCGACGUACUCGCCGUACAGCCAAAACCAAUACCAGCAAAACGGGUACACCAACCAGGGCUACGGCGGCAGCAACAUGUACAGUCAAAACCAGCAGUACCCACAGGCUGGCUACGGUAAUCAGGGCUACGGCAGUGGCAACAUGUACAGCUCCUCGAACCAGUAUCCCUACACCAACCAGCAGCUAUCGUACAACGGCCAGUAUCAGUCCUCUACCCCAUCGACGCAAUACCUGCUUCGGGAUCAGAACUGGAACUACAACUACAACCCGAAUUCUCAGUACAACGGUUACAGUAACGGGUACAAUGGACAGGCUCUCUACAACCCCCUGAGCAACCAGUAUAGCAGCCCGAAUUCGAUGCAGUCCCAAAACGGAUACCAGACCAACUGGAACACAAACUACAAUGGCAAUCAGCGAUAUCCCAAUACCUUCAGAUUCCGACGGGCCCUCAGGGCCAAGCGGCAAAGCUCCGCUCAGAAUUCGGGCUUCAGCGCCUCGUCUUCCACCACCGCUAACCCGCUGUACGCGUCGACGCAGCAGUACGGGGCGACGACAAACUACAACAAUCGGCAGUACGAUCAGCGGGGAGGGAACGCGAACCCGGAAAGCUUGAUUCAGAAUCCCAACUACGCCUACCUUCCCCUGAAUCUGGAGAGCCAGUACUUGGCCAACUACGGCAGGAUGUACGACCCUUCCGGAAACAGCAACUUUAUGACGCCCGCCACCGAGGCGCCGAUACUUUCGAAUGACGCGCAGAAUCAGCAGAAUUACCAGAAAAUUCAGCAGGACUACGUCGGUGGCAUCGACAAGUACCAGGUCGACCCGUCGCAGGUGACGAACAACAUCUACGGCUACGACUACAGCAGCUCGAGCAAUCGCCAGGGCCGGAAG